GGCGGCGCCACUAGGAGAGAGAGGACCAUGCUGGAUUGACUGCAGACAAGCAACCACAAUCAAUGGCUCGGCUUUGAAAUCGUUCACAAUUUAUCGGCAAGGAAAGAAGACGAGAGAGGAGAGGAGUGAGACGAGAGAGCGCGCGCGCGUGUGUGGGUGUGUGCGUGCGUGCGUGCGUCCGAGCGGGGUGGAAUUAAAGAUCCCCCCCCCUCUUUAUUUCCUCCCCCAAACAUGGAGCUUACAAUGGAGAGCAUUGGCAACCUGCACGGCGUGGCUCACUCGCACCAAAGCGGGGAGCUCAUGAACGCCCCCCACCACGCGCGGCAGCCGUCGGCGGCGUCGCACCGGAACUUGGUGUCGUCCCACGGCCGCUCGGCCAUGGUGUCCAGCAUGGCCUCCAUCCUGGAGGGCGCGGGCGACUACCGCGCCGACCACGCGCUCUCCGGGCCCUUGCACCCGGCCAUGAGCAUGUCGUGCGACUCGGGGGGCAUGAGCCUGAGCAGCACCUACACCACCCUGACGCCGCUGCAGCACCUGCCGCCCAUUUCCACCGUGUCGGAGAAGUUCCACCACCCGCAUCCGCACCCGCACCCGCACGCGCACCCGCACCACCACCACCCGGCGCACCAGCGGCUGGCGGCGGGCAACGUCAGCGGCAGCUUCACGCUCAUGCGGGACGACCGCAGCCUCGCCUCCAUGAGCAACCUGUACGGCCACUACCCCAAGGACAUGUCCGGUAUGGGCCAGUCGCUUUCUCCGCUCUCCAACGGUUUGGGGCCUUUGCACAGCUCCCAGCAGUCCCUGGGCGCCUACGGUCCCGGAGCGCACCUCUCCAACGACAAGAUGCUCUCCGCGGGGGGGUUCGACUCCCACGCCGCCAUGCUGUCCCGGGGCGAGGAGCACCUGGCGCGGGGACUCGGCGGCCACAGCGCCGGCCUCAUGACGUCCCUCAACGGCAUCCACCACCACAGCCACCCGCACUCUCAGGCCAACGGCUCCAUGCUGUCAGAGCGGGACCGGCAGACGGUGGUGGGGGGCGCGCAGGGCGGAGGCUCCGGCCAGGUGGAGGAGAUCAACACCAAGGAGGUGGCGCAGCGAAUCACGGCCGAGCUCAAGCGCUACAGCAUCCCGCAGGCCAUCUUCGCCCAGAGGAUCUUGUGCCGCUCGCAGGGGACCCUGUCCGACCUGCUGCGGAACCCUAAACCGUGGAGUAAACUCAAGUCGGGCCGGGAGACCUUCAGGAGGAUGUGGAAGUGGCUCCAGGAGCCCGAAUUCCAGCGGAUGUCGGCGCUCAGGCUUGCAGCCUGCAAGCGCAAAGAACAGGAGCAACACAAGGACCGCAACACCGCGCCCAAGAAGCAGCGCCUGGUCUUCACCGACCUGCAGCGGCGCACGCUCAUCGCCAUCUUCAAGGAGAACAAGCGGCCAUCCAAGGAAAUGCAGAUCACCAUCUCCCAGCAGCUCGGCCUGGAGCUCAGCACCGUCAGCAACUUCUUCAUGAAUGCGCGGCGCCGCUGCGUGGACCGCUGGCACGACGACCACGGCACCAGCCCCGGGCAGCCGGGCACCUCCGCCACCACCUUCUCCAAGGCCUGAGAGGUGGAGGAGGAAGAGUUAGGAGGAAGAGGGCAAUCCAGACCUGGGCGAGCAGGCGUAGGCCUCGGUCUAUGACAACCCUUCCUGGCCUGGACCUUCCGAUUACGUCCUCUGCCCAAAAAAAAAUCCUUUGUGCCAUGCAAUCAUCUUUUUGUCGCUCAAAAAUGUCAAGCUCUAAAUGGGGAAAAAGGUAAAGUCAGGUCCACUCUGUAUUACUCACACAAGGACAAUCAUUGAUUCCGAGUCUUUUUUUUUUUUUGAAAGGAAACCAUCCUUAGGGCAUCUAAGUAAAGAGAUACCAAAGAUUUCUUUCUGUUGUUGUUGGACUGAAUUGGGCACAAACGACGUAGCCACUCAUGCUAACUCCCCCCCCCCCCCUUCCUGAUUCAACCCACGUCACCCCUCUACGGAAGUACGGCAAUAAAUCUGACACCACAGCACAUAGCCUUACUGUUCGUCAUAGCCCAAAACGACGAAAGGCUUUCUCCCUUGCCUCUACCUCCCCCCACCGCUCAUCCCUCGGCUAACGGUAUUCCCCGAUGGCCGGCCAUCUCACAAAGCAGCUCCGCCUGAUCACACGGCCAACUAAUGAAUUGAAAAAUGAAUCGAUGCAGACAGAGCGAGCGGGGCCUCGACCUCUCCCUCAAGGUGAAAAUUAAGACGCUCGGCGGCAGGUCUUCCAGGCCCAGGUCUAUAUUUUUUUGCACAGAUGUUGGAGGGCCUGCCAUUGUAAAAAGCCUGAGCUCAGAGUUCUCUGACCACAACCAGGGAGAGGACUGGCGACACGUCUGGACAAGCUCUUUGUUCCACCGGGAGUUUUUUUUCCCUCCUGUGAUCGAUAAGCCGAAAAGCGACAACAACACGCUCGAGCAUCCGUCCGGUUUCUAUAGGGAGAGUAAAAGGAGCACCCAGUGGAGAUGGUGACACAAAAGGCCCCAUAUAAAAGCAGCACACCUCGCCUGCACGGCUCUAGCAGAGCCACAGUGCGCCCUGCCGGCCAGAGCACAGAGGAGAGAGGCACAAAACAUUGAUCAAUAAGCAGCCAUUUUCCUAUUGUUGCUCCUCAUCCAAAGACGAAAAAGAGGGGGGAUGGUCCAAACCCAAUUGGAAAACUGCAGGGAUCCAGCAAAGACACAGACCAAAAAGUUUGAAAGCUUUACAAACAAAACAAAAAACAAAAAAAAGGAGAGAGAAAGGUACAACAGACAAAACGAGGUGCAGCGGCGGUUUACUAUUUAUUUUGGGAGGCUUUGUUGUUUCAUUCAAAGGAGUAUUUGGGCCACACUGAAAGGGAAAAAAAAAAUAAUGAUUGCGCAAACAAAGUCACAAUCGAAGAAAGUCAACAAAGGCUAGCAGUAGGAAAUUCCAAAUAGCUACAUCCCAACAGACUGCUCCUUUGAAGUUAUUUCACAUGCCCUUGGAAAAUUACAACUUUGCAAGAAUUUUUGACUCGUCUUGUAAAAUGACAUCUUUUUGUUCUGUAAAAUAAUUGUUUUCCCUUGAACAAUUCAACUUACUAAGAUGGAUACGAUUUUCUUAAAAAAACAAAAACAACAAGACUACUUCAAAUAUGCUUUAAGUGUUUUGACAUUCUAGAAAAAAAUGAAAAUUUUCUGGAAAAUAAUUACUCAGAAAUACUUCUUAAAAACAUAUAUUUUGUUUCUCAAAAGAAAUCAACAACUCUAUGGGGGAGUCUGCAAUUGUUUUUAAAAUCCCCCUUUUGUCAAACUUGUUAAACAGUCACAAUUUGACAGUAGUACAUGAUAAAUAUGAUCAAUGAAAGAAAAUUUAAACAAAAAAUCUUGUGCCUCUAAUUUCAUAUACAAGAAACAACCACGCCUGAGGAAAAACAACAAGUCAGCAACAGAGGGCAUGACUAACAAGGUGUCCACCAUUUGUCACAUGCUAAAAAAUAAAAACGAUAACAUUUAGUGUUACUCCAAUACUUCACUCUAAUACAAAUGAGGUGCUUUUCUGUUUUUGUUAAAUUGCAAACUCCCACUUCAAUAAUCCCAAAACGACUACCUUUUUUCUCCACCAAAAAAACCCUCUCUCAUUACUUUUGCCCAAAAUUACAACUCAUCUAAUCACAACUAUUCAUAUGGUAUUUCAUUCUUUUCAGUGUGGCCCUAAUACUCUCCUAGAAUUGAUAGUUCCAUGCCAUAUUUCUAAACCACACACACACAAAGGGGUUAGCUGUAGCCUACAUGCAAGCUGUCAAAAAUGCUACAAUACAUUUUGUGCCAAUGCUUUACUGCCUUAAUUCCAAUCAGACAACACGGUAGUGGGCUUACACACACUGGCGACAGGAGGUACGUGUGCGCCAUAGCAGUCAACAAUCGGCUUUAAUUCUUUUUUUCUUUUCUAAUUAGGAAUGAAAGACAAACCUCAAAAGACGACACAAGACCCGUAUGUGUUGCAAAUAGUCCAGAAAGUUGGUCAUUGUUUGGUUUUCUACCUCCCCUUCACCCUUUUCCUCUCUAUGACAAUGCGGGUAUUCAAUUAGUACCAUAGACACAGUUUCUAUUUCUUCUUACUAUUGUGCUCUGUCGUGCAUAAAGUAAGGCACCUUGUUGAUAAAUCAAAAACCCAAAAAGAUAGGACUUUCUAAAAGAGUGACGUGGCUAAUGAAGGACAUUUGGUUUUGGUUUUAUUUUGGCAUUCAGCCGGACUCUGAAGAGACGUGCACCACGAGAAAAGGAAACAGGGAGCUGCUGGAAAAGAAAGGACUUUUUCUGGGCAAUUUUUGUCAGAACUGUGGUACUUUUUUGAGCCCUUCAAUAGAAAGGGACAAAGAAACAUGACCUUUG
This is a messenger RNA of Phyllopteryx taeniolatus (common seadragon), 4406 nucleotides long. RefSeq names its product one cut homeobox 3a (gene onecut3a). NCBI's taxonomy places the organism in Eukaryota, Metazoa, Chordata, Actinopteri, Syngnathiformes, Syngnathidae. Gene Ontology annotation, biological process: regulation of transcription by RNA polymerase II. Gene Ontology annotation, molecular function: DNA-binding transcription factor activity, RNA polymerase II-specific; RNA polymerase II cis-regulatory region sequence-specific DNA binding. The record is from RefSeq and is a predicted model, not a curated record. Gene Ontology annotation, cellular component: nucleus. Bases 232 to 1596 code for a protein of 454 amino acids. The transcript has 2 exons.